Molecule: messenger RNA, 957 nt
Organism: Fusarium proliferatum ET1
Lineage: Eukaryota; Fungi; Ascomycota; Sordariomycetes; Hypocreales; Nectriaceae
Product: putative translation initiation factor eIF-2 beta chain
Exons: 4
Coding region: 1-957 (318 amino acids)
Biological process (GO): formation of translation preinitiation complex; translational initiation; formation of cytoplasmic translation initiation complex
Cellular component (GO): eukaryotic translation initiation factor 2 complex
Molecular function (GO): translation initiation factor binding; mRNA binding; translation initiation factor activity
Source: RefSeq, a predicted model, not a curated record
AUGGAGGGCGAGGUACCAACAGAACGCAAAUCACGCAAAUCCGUUGCCUUCACCGACGAACAAGUUGUUGUCGACGCUGACGGUUCAGUGACCAUGGUCAACGCUACCGAAGAACCCAAGGAUACGGCUCAGUCCCAUACGCCUCCCGCUGAGGACCUUCCCCCAGCUGAGGAUGGUGGUCUCGACCUUUCCCUGCUCAAGAAGAAGAAGAAGAAGUCAAAGAAGGUCGACGAUGCCGACGCCGACGCCGACGCCGACGCUCCCCCCGCUGACGAUGCGGCACCUGCCGAGGAUGGAGGCCUUGACCUGACUCUGAAGAAGAAGAAGAAGAAGAAGGCCCCCAAGGGCGAUGAUGACUUCACUAAGCAGCUCGAGAAACUUGAGCUCAAGGAGGGCGAGGAAGUCGAGGAGAUUCCUCAGGAGCAGGAGGGUGACAUGAACGAGGGAACUGGCAUUUGGGCUCACGACGAGACCAAGACCAUUGGCUACAGCAUGCUCCUUUCUCGCUUCUUCCACCAACUCACCGAGAGAAACCCCGACCACACUUCCCCAGGAACCAAGAGCUACAAGAUCCCCCCUCCCCAGUGCAUGCGAGAAGGCAACCGAAAAACCGUCUUUGCCAAUAUCGCCGAUAUUUCUAAGCGUAUGAAGAGAACUGAGGAGCAUCUUACCGCCUAUCUUUUUGCCGAGUUGGGCACCAGCGGUUCCGUUGACGGAAGCCGAAGGUUGGUCAUCAAGGGUCGUUUCCAGCAGAAGCAGAUCGAGAACGUUGUCCGAAAAUACAUCAUCGAGUAUGUCACCUGCAAGACCUGCAAAUCCCCCGAUACCGAACUCAACAAGGGUGAGAACCGUCUUUACUUCAUCACCUGCAACAACUGCGGCUCCCGACGAAGUGUUACCGCUAUCAAGACUGGUUUCUCUGCCCAGGUCGGCAAGCGAAGAAAGAUGCAGGGCUGA